GGUUACAGACUUGGAUUCCUUUCCCGCACAUUCUCUUUCAUUCUCUCUCUCUCUCCAAUUCUCCAUCACCCUCUUCCGUGACAUUUCUGCGAUAAUUUGGUGGUGGCGGUGGCGGUUGCCGUGUCCGUGGCAGUUGAUCGGUGGUUGUUGGUGGCGUCAGCCUCCGUCUAUGCUAAAAAAUUUGGUGUUAUUGUAUUUGUUAUAGGAGUAGUAGGAAGUGAUCGAUAAGGAUGGCGUACAGAAGGAGGCAAGGGAUGAGCAAGUCGUCAACGUUCAAGGAGGAGAGCUUUUUCCGUCCGCCUCCCGCUGAUGAUGAUUCCUUAUCUUCUUCUUCUUCUCUUGCCGCUCAGGCUAUUAAAGCCUCUGCCGCUCAUCGGGACUCUUCUCUCUCCUCCGCUUAUGCCGAUUCCGCUUUUCCCCAUCCUCAUCCUUCUCAGGCUGCUGCUUCCUAUGAAUAUACAUCACUGUCAAGUUCCAAUGAAGCAGGUGGUUUUUGGGGUGUUCUGGCUAGAAAAGCUAAAGCAAUUCUUGACGAUGACAAUAUUUCCCAGCAAUUCGAAGCUCCAGCCAGCAGCACCCUUAAAGAAACCCAGUAUUAUCAGCAAUAUCAGAACCCAAAUGUUUCCAGAAAAGUGGACAAUCCUAAACUGCGUAAGGGCCUGGAUGCACUCACAUCAUCUUUGAACCACAUUGGUGAUACCAUCGGGAAUGCAUUGGAGGAGGGACGUACAAUUGUUGAGAACAAGACUGCUGAUAUUAUUCAAGAGACGCGCAAACUGCAGAUCAGGAGAAAAGGUACCAACUUUGAGGAACAAAAUCAUGUUUCUAGUCUACAUAGCGCAUGGCAGCAAUCCUCAAGGCAAACGACUCAGCCACAUACACAAACCAAUCAUGAAGAUCAACUAAAGGCAUCUCGUGAUGUGGCAAUGGCAACUGCUGCCAAAGCCAAGCUUCUUUUACGAGAGUUGAAAACUGUUAAAGCAGAUCUUGCUUUCGCAAAACUAAGGUGUUCUCAGCUGGAAGAAGAAAAUAAAGUCCUUCGAGAGUCUUGUGAAAAGGGAGACAAUCCUGCAGAUGAUGACAUGAUACGCCUUCAACUUGAGACACUAUUAGCAGAGAAGGCUCGUCUAGCACAUGAGAAUUCCGUGUAUGCUCGUGAGAAUCGCUUCUUAAGAGAGAUUGUGGAGUACCACCAAUUAACCAUGCAAGAUAUUGUGUAUCUGGAUGAGGGCAUAGAAGAAGUAACAGAAGUGUAUCCUAUACCUGCCGUCUCAAGGAUGCUUUCAACUUCCCCUCCAGCACCUGCAUCCCCAUGUACUCCCUCGGAAGUACCCUUAUCACGCAGCUCCUCAGUGACAGCUCUUGCUUCCAUUGCACCCCAAGUGGCAGCAGAUCAUGAAGCUCCACCAACUUCCAAUAUUCCAACUUCCACGGGGGAAGAUUUGAGAAGUCAAUGAUUGCUGCUGGAGAGCCAGUCCUGACUUUCUUUCAAGUUUUAAUAUUAGUGUAGUGCCAUACCACUUUUUCUUCGGUUUUUUUUAUUAAGUUGGGAAUUGAAGUGAACUGGUCCAAAAAAGUCUUUUGAUUGUUUUUUCCUUUUUUGUUUCUUCUUGAUUGUUUAAUUCUUUUCUUAUCCUGUAAGUUACGGAUGCGCUAUUUGUGGCGAAUUGGGAAGAAUUGGGCAAUGGUGUCCUUUUACUCUC
Messenger RNA from Nicotiana attenuata, 1703 nucleotides. RefSeq lists its product as uncharacterized. The record is from RefSeq and is a predicted model, not a curated record. NCBI's taxonomy places the organism in Eukaryota, Viridiplantae, Streptophyta, Magnoliopsida, Solanales, Solanaceae. The coding region runs from base 231 to 1457 and encodes 408 amino acids. The transcript is spliced from 6 exons.